AUGCCGCCAAGAAGAAUCCAGUCGGAGUCCGAAGGCGAGGAGGAGAUUGAGGAAGUUGACGAUGUCGAGGACUCGGACUUCGAGGAGCUUGACGAGAUCGAGGACGACGUCAAACCCCGCCGGAGAGCUGCUGCAAAGAAGCCGAUGAGCACUCGCAGCACUCGUGCUUCGUCCGCUAGAAGUGGUCGAGCAUCCUCGGCGGCUGGGCCAUCGACUGCGCCGGUUAAAGCGAGGAAGAGGCAGGUCGCAGUCGAGAUCCCUUACAUGCCCUUCUCGAAUCUGAAGCUACAGCUACGCUCCUGGUCUCAAGGCGCCUACGACCGUGACUCGGAGUCGGACUCUCGCUGCUCAGGAUGGGAGGAUGGGUGGAAAGAGUCUGCUCCUGCCAAAUCUCUGACAGGAAAGGGCAAGCAGCGCCCUACUAGAAGUUCAGCAAGGACUUCGACGAGGAGCACUCCCCAUGGCUUUGGCGGUUAUGGCGACGACGACGAGGAGUUCUCAACAGGACCCUCAGAGACAGACUACGAUUCGGACGACUCUUUGCUGACGCGAAGAGUGCGCCCUCGCGUAUUUGAGCCGCGACAGACACGGGCACAGCGCAAGGAGCACGGUACACCACCAUCGGAACAACCACGCUACACCUGUCAUCAAGCCGCAACGCAGCAGGCACAGUGGCAGACGCAGCCAAACUCGCCGCAGGGCAGUGAAUACGAACCACCCAGUGAGGGCGAGUCCGAGAUCGACGACGUCGACAUGGACGAGCUCGACUCUGAGGGAGAGAUCCGGGAGUACAGUGAUGACGAGGACGUCCUGACGCGGCAUCGACCAAGAUGCCGAUUGGGGCCCGCGGACGAGCUCCUCGCUAAAGCGCUGAAGUCAAAAAAGCGAGGACGCAAAAAGAAGUACGAUAUCCUCGACGAGCCCAUCGACCCCGUCGAGCAUGCGGAGAGCCUCGAGGGUUGGAUCGAAGCCACAUUAAGGUGUCGCGGCCGGGCACCCCGGAGUCAGGGUGGUGACGGUGCGCAGGAGAAGGCCAAGAUGCCCAGUCAACCUGGGCGGGAGGAUGAGCCCAUCGACGUCGGCGAUGACGAAGGAGGGCUCGUCAAGAGUACCCCUGCCCCAUUACUGUUCCGCUGCGACCGGUGCAAACAAGCCGUGCACUACGAACAUCCUGGUACGAAGUAUACGACGUCCGAGAUCGCUACCUACUACCAGAAGCCAGACGCGGACGGUACGAGCGCAUGGUACGCCCAGUGCUGUCGCGACCUGAAGUGGCUGGUGGACCGAGUCAUUGCGUGGCGCCCGGUGCCAGGGAGCGCGGAGGAGCCGCCGCGGAAGGCGGGCGAGCUGCCAAACUAUCGCGACCGCCUGCCCCGCGAGUACCUUGUGAAGUGGAAAGACCGCAGCUUCCGCCAUCUGAACUGGGUGCCGCACGCCUGGCUGCUCGCUAUCAACGGUGCAAAGCUGAGAAACUUCAUCCUCAAGGGUCCUCAACUGGAUCUCGUCACAAAUGAAACUCUGGCUGUCAAGGGAGACGAGAUGAGUGCGCCCACAAUCCGAGACGUCAUGGACGACGAGCCUCAGCAGCGUCACCCGCGCGAGAUAGAUGCCUUGGAGGAGAAGUGGCGCGGACACGGGCCACCGCCUGACGCCGAUGCCGACAGCAGCAUCCCGGAAGACUGGAGCACUGUUGACCGCAUCCUGGAGGUGCACCUUCUUCCACCAAAGGCCAGCCGGAAGGCGAAGCGCCGCAUCGAGGACUCGGACGAUGAGGACGAUCUCUCAGAGGUGCUGCGAGACGGGAUCGCACCUCCGACAUCGCUGGCAGUGCCUAUUCGAAACUGGGAGCUUCGUGCCGAGCGUCAGCUGACGGCGGACGACAUCGACGAAGUCGCUCCACUUGUAACUUGGGCGCUGAUCAAGUGGCAGAACUUGCAAUAUGACGAGGCAUGCUACGACACUCCGCCAUCGAAGGACUCGCCGCUGUACCCCGCCUUCCGCAAGGCUUUGCAGCGCUACCUGGCUGGGCGACAGGUUAAGAUCCCGGUCCUUAGCGAAUCGGCCGCGCGCCAGCGUGAUCAGGAAGCCGCGCUCAUGAAAGACCCCCCGGAGGGACAGCCCGACUGUGUCACAGGUGGCAAGCUCAUGCCGUUCCAAAUCGAAGGUCUGCAGUGGCUCAUCUACAAGUACUACCAUCGCCAGUCUUGUAUCCUUGCGGACGACAUGGGUCUCGGAAAGACGAUCCAGGUAGCCUCAUUCCUUGGAUACUUGCACUCGCAGGAGAUCUACCCGAGUCUGGUCGUCGUGCCCAACUCGACGAUCACGAACUGGGUGCGCGAGAUCGAGAAGUGGGUCCCGGACGUGCGAGUCGUGCCCUAUUACGGUGAAGCACUCUCUCGCAAACUCAUCGCGACCCACGAACUCUACCAUCCAGGCAAGGCUGGCAAGGCGGACGGGCUGAAGGCGCACGUCGUCCUGACGACGUACGAGUCGUUCAUCAACAACCACACAAUGUUCAAGAGCGUGCCACGUUGGGAGUGUGUGAUCGUGGACGAGGGCCAGCGAGUGAAGUCAGAUUCCUCUCUCAUCUUCAAUCGGUUGAAACAAUUGCACUCCGUCUUCCGCGUGCUCCUGACGGGCACGCCGUUAAACAACAACCUGCGUGAGCUGUUCAACCUGCUCAACUUUCUGGAUCCGCAGAAGUUCCGCGCGCUUAAGGAGCUUGAGGCGCGGUUUGAGAACCUGAAUGAGGGCCUGUUGACUGAGCUGCACGAGCUCAUUUCGCCCUACAUCCUGCGCCGUAUCAAGCGCGACGUGCUCAAGCUUCCGCCCAAGGUCGAGAUCAUCGUCCCGAUUGCGAUGACGCCGGUGCAGAAGCAGGUCACGAGAGAGAUCCUGCACAGCAACGUCGAUACGAUCGAGAACAUCGUCAAGAAGCGCAAGAAGAAGGCCAAGGCCAAGGAGAAGGAGAAGGAACUCGAGAUCGUCGACAUCACCGACGAAACGACCGCGCCUAACGGAGAGCCCGCCGAGAAGCGGCAGAAGACGGCUACACCCGAAGCUGGUCCCUCCGGAACCACUGGGAAGGACACGGCUCCGGCUGACACGUCCGGGCCUGAAGAUGUAGCUGAUGGAGCUGAUGCCACCGAGGCUGCACCGGAGGCGAUGGAUGUCGACAACACGGACUACACCGACAUUGCUGAGACCACAGCGGUCCUCGUCGAAGACUCGCAGCCCGCAUCGCCUCCCGCAUCGCAAGCCAAUGGCGAUUCUGCCGAGAACAACGGCAACAGUGAGUAUGCGCAGCCCGUGAAGUUGCGGGGCGGAUUCAGCGUGAAGGGUGCCGCUGCCGCUGCUGCCCGAAAGCGUUGGGAUAAGCAUCGGCGAGACAUGGAGCUUGUGGCUCUGGGCAGAGGGGCUCUUCCCACCCCUGCUGACGACUCUCCUGAGGAGAACGCACGUGAUUGGGAAGAGGACUUCGAUUCAGAGCCGGACUCCGAAUCUUCCGCGAGUGCCAGCAGCGGAAGAGCGGCUCCGCGUGGCUAUGGCGGCUUCAGCAAGCCGGGCGCUGCUGCGGCAGCAGCUAACGCUCGGUGGGACAAAGUCCGGCAGCAGCGAGCAGAGCAGGCGGAGGCAAGCCAGUCGCAGACUCCGCGCCUCCUCUCCGAUGACGAGUCGUCAUCUGCAGAAAAGACACCCUCACCCCUUCCUGCACGCCGUCGCAGACCCCCUGCCGCUAUCGCUCACGCUAACGUUGUCACUGUCCCGCCCAGGCGGGGCGGAUUCAAUGUGGAAGGGGCAGCAGCGCGGGCGGCGAAUAAGCGCUGGGAGAAAGUGCGGAGGGAGCGAGAGGAGCGGGAGCGUGCUUCGGGCACAAGUAAGGCGGACCCGGAGCAGCUUAUGACACGUCUGGACAGAGCUAAUACCACAGACGUCGAAGCGACGGCGGCACAACCGACUCCGCCCUCGCAGGCAAACGGCACGCACUCCCCUGCACCCGAUGCAAACCGCGCUCAGUCGAACGGCUCCCAUGAGCCGAGCCGAAACGGUACCUCGAACGGUGCAUCGUCUUCACCGCGCCAAGAGAACGGCUCUCACACGCCGUCCGCGACACCGAGUGAACCGAAUGGGUCCGCGGCACCAGAAGUCAGCGCGAGCCAAGCAAGUCAGGCAAGUCAGGCCAGCCAAAGCAGCCAGACGCCGCGCUCGUCCCAGAAGCUGAAGAAGAAGUUCAAGCUGCAGCUGUAG
Molecule: messenger RNA, 4248 nt
Organism: Trichosporon asahii var. asahii CBS 2479
Lineage: Eukaryota; Fungi; Basidiomycota; Tremellomycetes; Trichosporonales; Trichosporonaceae
Product: pol II transcription elongation factor
Exons: 6
Coding region: 1-4248 (1415 amino acids)
Biological process (GO): chromatin remodeling; negative regulation of transcription by RNA polymerase II
Cellular component (GO): chromatin; nucleus
Molecular function (GO): ATP binding; ATP-dependent chromatin remodeler activity; ATP hydrolysis activity
Source: RefSeq, a predicted model, not a curated record